This is a messenger RNA of Tetranychus urticae (two-spotted spider mite), 1455 nucleotides long. NCBI's taxonomy places the organism in Eukaryota, Metazoa, Arthropoda, Arachnida, Trombidiformes, Tetranychidae. The record is from RefSeq and is a predicted model, not a curated record.
GAAAUAUCAUUUAACAAGUGUUGUGCUGUUACAUUUUGCAUCACUAAUUUACUUUAAUUUUUCAUAAUUGUAUGUUAAUACAUAUUAAUAGUUAACAAACUGAAAUUUAUAUCUGUUGGAAUCAAUUUCAUCUCUAGAUCGGUCCUCUGAAUCCGGAAAGGGAUUAGUAGGUUUAUUGAAUAAACUUUAUUCAUUCGAAGAUUCCACGAUGUUUAUCAAUGAACUUCCAGACGAUUGUUUGCUCAUCAUUUUUGGUCUCAUAAAUGAAUUGGAUGAUUUAGUAAACUGUUAUAAAGUAUGCAACAAAUGGAGCCAAUUAAUUAAUGAACGAACUAGAAAAGUUAAAUAUUUGGUUGAACAUAAUGAUAGGCGGCAUUAUGGACCAUUUCCAAAUUACCCGUUUGAUAUUGUUUAUUAUCGAACAGAGGAACCAGUCGAUGGAACUUGUUUGAGCAUUUUAUUUCCCAAUCUAAUGAUUGCCGACUUUUCGGCUGUAAUCCGUAAGAAAGUAAAACACGAAGAAAUCGCUACAUUCGUCAAAAAUAUAAAAUCUUGCAAAGGAUUAAUUUAUCGACAUGAACAUAAUUAUCUCCGAGAAGAAUUGAUUUUCCAAUACUGUGAUGAACUCGAAAUGGUCUCCACCAAUUAUUACAUUGAUCACUACAUCGCAAAGAAAGAUGUCAAUAUCAAACAAUUGCAGCUGUGGAAUUGUAAACUAGAUAAAUUCACGAAAAAUGCACAUAAUUUUCCAAAUCUUGAAAGACUACACAUUGAUUAUGGUGCAACAGAUGGCUACUACAAUGGCCUCAAAUUGAGAAAACUUAAAAUUCUUGAAUUGUAUGUAGUUCCUAAUGAGUAUGGAGGCAUUUAUUAUGGUUUCAAGUUCAUGGAUUCGUUUCCAAAUCUUCAAAGUGCACAUAUUUACUUGCGAUUCCACCACAUUUUUGUUGAUGAGUCAUGUAAACACGAAUCUUUGCGAGAUUUAGUCUUAGAAUUUUAUCUUUCUGAUUAUGACAGUUUCAACUGGAAUGAAUUUAGAAGCUUGUUCAUGAAAUAUCCAAAUCUUAAACAUCUUGCACUGCGGAGCUUCAAGAACCUAAAAAAUGAACAUGUGGAGCAAUUGGUUCGCAUUUUACCCAAUUUAGUGCUAUUUGUUGUUUGUGAAUGUCCAAAAGUCACUCAAGAGGCUGCACAUUACAUUCAAGAUUAUAAUAGACUACAUGGACGGACAAUCAAGUUUUAUUUUGAUGAUAAUUACCAUGAUAUCCAAUCAGAUUGGCCUUAUUUAUCAACCAAGCGUGAAAAAAUAAGUCAAGGUUUUGAUUUCAUGAAAAAUUGUUUUCUUAAAGAUUUUCGUAGCCUUUCUACUUUUUUAAUUCCCAAUGAGAACUAAAUAAUAACUGUAACCAUUUAUCUAUUAAUAUUGAUAUCUUUAAUAAACAAUAUUGCUCAGUA